GGGUGGGCGCGGCGCACCGCACGAAGCGGCGGCAGCGGCAGGCGCAGGUGUAAGCGCGGCGGCCGCUUUGCUCCCGGUGCCGGCCGUCACUUGGGGCUUCGCGGGACCUGCGGUGACUCUCGCUUGCAGGCGCUGGGCGGCAGGCGACAACGGGUCCAUGGCCCCGGCGGCGGCUCCGUCUUUCCUGGCCGUCAGGGCCACAAGCCCGACCGCAGCCCCCACCUCGUACGGGGUCUUCUGCAAGGGGCUCUCCCGCACCCUGCUCGCCUUCUUUGAGCUGGCCUGGCAACUACGCGUGAACUUCCCGUACUUCUACGUCGCGGGCUCGGUGAUCCUCAACGUCCGCUUGCAGGUACACAUUUAGAGCCGGGACUAAGCCGCCGGCCUCCGGGGCCAGCAUGAUGGCCGACUCCCGGGCAGCCUCGGGGCGGAGCGGACCCGCGGGCGACAAGCUCUGUAAUCUCGCGAGAGUGCCGGGGCGCCCUCCGCGGCUGCGUCCUUCGCUGCUAACCCGGCUUUCCGGAGGGUGGCGGAAGGCCUGUCGCGACCGGAAGGAGGAAAUGCGCCACUCCGCGAGCAGAGCGUUUAGGGAAGGCUCACGGAUGAUUUAAGAAACUAUGCGUCCUUAAAACAAACACCGGACGAAUUUCAGGAUGUGACAAAGGGCACAGGAUGCAUUAUUUAAAAGGAAAAAGCAGAAAGGCCAAAAUUUUCAGAAAAAAAUCAGUAGACUUUGGGAAUAUUGGAUUGACUUAUAACCAAGACUGGAAUAAGAGAACCUUAAGGUAUUAAGGAUAUGAUAUGGAAGGCAUAUAUUUCAUCCCACAAGAGAAAACAACGAUAAUCAGAAACUCUCAGUGAAAAAACCCAAAACUGUACAGGAAAAGCAUCCUCCAAAUACCAAACAUAGAAUGCUGCAGGAUUUUGAACAAAUGGUAGGGGAGGACAAGAAAAUGAACUCUAUUUCAGUGUUUGUAUGAGCAACACGUGGAUCAAGACCUUGGAACUAAAGAAAAGGAAAACCUCUCCUAGCACACAGCUUGGCUGUUCAGUGAAUAACAUACAAGUAAUAAUAAUGCAGAUGAUGUUUAUGGUUAUUCUCUUUAAGGGAAUGGUUAAUUAUGGUUACAAAGUGGAAUGCAAAUGUUAGCAGCAGAAUUUUAAAAAUACAGUCGGGAAUACAAGUAGGAGUGUUGAGGGAGAGAAAGUAACGUAAAUUGAAUGGUUGUAGUGUCCUUAAAAAGUGGGAAAUUGUGAGAUACAGACUGUUGAGGGGAAAAAAGACAUUUUAUUACUUCCAGGGUAACCUUAAUAUUUACUAGACUAGUAAUGUAUCUAUAUUAAAGAGAGAGGGUGGUCGGGAAGAACAGCAUGAAGUCAACAGGUAUGCCUAAAGAUGGAGAUUUCAGAUGGGAUAUCUCAAAAAGAAAAAUUGAUUAACUGGUGUAUUUGAAUAUGGACUAGAGAUUUUUCAUUGUUCAUAGAGCCUGGGGAUUUAUUAGUUAUCUGUAGAUUUUUCAAAACUUUGAAAAUACUGAGUUAAUUAUGAACCCCAGGAAAGAUAAAAAUUUUAAAACUAUAGUGCAUACCUUCACUAUGAAUAUUAGUCAUGUGAUUCAGUCAUAAUUAUGUAUAUACUGAAUACUGAUUUAACAAGAAAUGAUUAUAUAACAUUGGGAGGAUGAGCGAGAAGAGAUAGAUGUGUGUGUGAUGAUGGAGGGUCAAGCAGACCUAAUACAGAAAAGUCAAAAAAAGCAGUACAGACAUAUUUUUAAAAAAUAAAUAAAUGAGAAACAGCUAAGAGUCAAAAGUGAUUGUCUCUGGAGAAAGGAAAUCAGGAGUGAAUAGAGAAAAGGCUUACUGUUUUUUACUACCAGUCUAACUAUUUUGAUUUCUUUUGACCUAUGUAUUUGCUUUCCUUUCACUAAAAACUAAUUUAAAUAAAUUUUAUUUUUAAAAGUUUUUCAAGUAAUUCACAUGUGCACCACUGGUUAAGAGCCACCAAAGUAAAAUGAGAUUGAGUUUUUAAAUCAAGCAGACCUCUGUUAAAAUAAUAAAAACUCUAGUUUUGUGGCUUUAGAUGAGCCCAUUAAUCUAAAUAAAUCUCUGUUUCCUCAACAUUUAAAUAAGGGUAAAAUUGUCCACCUUGAGUCUGAGAAUUAGAAAUAAGCCUGCCUAAGUGCUUGAUAUAUACACAAUAAACAGUAUUUGUUGUAACUGAAUAUCACAUUAUAAUGUGAAUAAAAUGUAAAACACAUAUAGGGAAAACUUGCCUUUCCAGAGGACAUUUUCAGUCCUAAAGAAGACAAGUAGGGUACUAACCCUACAAAGGUUGGGGAGGAGCCUCCAGGAUGAUUCUAGGUGAGAUAUUUGAGUAGAAAGGGUGCCAUUAUUGCCCAAGGUAAAGACUUAAACUGGUUACAAUGUUCUGUAUUCCACUCACUGAGUCCAGCAAACAAUAUUCUGCGGUUUUGAAAUAAGCGUCCUGCCCCAUCCUCAUGAUGUCUGGCUUGGGGUAAUUGUUCUUUCUACUCUAUAUGUCUGACCAAAUUCUAGUGAGCACAUGCCUCUCUUCUGUCUGCCUUCUCUACUCUCUUUCUGCCUGUACAUAUUCUACCUGUGUUUUAACACUAAGCUUAGAUGGCAUUUUUUCCAUUAAAUUUAUUCCGGAGUCCCCUGACCAGAUUGGACCUCAUUUAUUUUAAUCCUGGAGACUGUGUUAGUAUCAACCUGUGCCAUUUUCAUAGGCUAGGUUAUUUUUCCCUAAUUAUCUGUUUUGUUUUUAUUGUUUAUUUCCAAAAAGACAGGUUUCCUGGACUGUGAUAGAGAGUGCAGGAACCAAAACAUUAGUAUCAGAAACGUAGUUCAGUCAAUGAAAUGAUAAUACCAAGGGACUUAGAAUGGUGGGCAUUAUUACAGGGUGUCCCAAAAGCACCAUACACAGGGAAAAUGGGAAAUUGUAGCUAAUUGUACCUUUAUUUACAAAAUAUUCAUUACAAAAUAAUUCUUUUGUAUGGAGACUUUUGGGACACCCUGUAUUUCCUAGAAGCACUAUAUCCCAGUUUGUAACAUAAAUGAAUAUGUCUGUCAGUAGUCCUGAAGUGGUGACAUGGAGUGGGGUACUCCAUUUGGAUGGCUACAUGAACAUGUGUUUCUUUCAACUUUUUUCUUCCUGUUAGUCAUUUGUUACACUGAAGAAACUAAGGCAGUUUAGCAAAGUUAGUAUUAUCAUAUCCUCCAAGUAGAUUGGAAGCUCUAUGCAGGAAGAUACCCAAUUUUCUACCUUGAAGUAUCAGCAAAUAUAUAGUACAAUCUAAAUGUAAACUCCAUGAUUUAACACUUACUCUUCACAAUUACUGUAAAACAAGAUGUAUAUUUUUCCUCCCACAUGAAACAAUUCCAUGAAAUUUCCCAGGGGAGAAAACAAGAUUUUUGCCCUGACUAAACCACAUAAUAUUAUAAUUCACAAUUAACUUUAUUCCUCUUGGCACACUUCUAGGUUCCAAAGAUUUUGUUUUUUCCCUGCCCUAUCCCCAAGCCUAUAGUACUGCCUAAUGCAAAUUAGAUGAUAAAUAUUACUAAAUGGAUGAAUGAAUGGCAAUUUCGUUGGUAUUCUAUACAUAGCAGUCAAUAAAGGAAACACAUAUUUACCCCA
Molecule: messenger RNA, 3655 nt
Organism: Lemur catta (Ring-tailed lemur)
Lineage: Eukaryota; Metazoa; Chordata; Mammalia; Primates; Lemuridae
Gene: SMIM10L1
Product: small integral membrane protein 10 like 1
Exons: 1
Coding region: 158-364 (68 amino acids)
Source: RefSeq, a predicted model, not a curated record